AUGAAUGGAAUAUUCAUAUUAUUACUUGGAAUCGUGGCCGUUGUUAAUGCAGAGCAAAAAACUGCACACGUUCAUCUGGUGCCCCAUGACGUUGCGAAGAAAAAUGUGACCGGACAUUUAACCAUUACCCAAACGGGUGACGAUGCUGUCGAAAUCACUGGCACGGUGUAUGGCCUUACACCAGGAUUGCACGGUUUCCACGUGCAUGAGAAAGGAGAUCUGCGAGAAGGAUGCACGUCUACAGGUCCACAUUUCAAUCCUACGAAUCUUACCCACGGUGCACCGAGCAGUACGGUGAGACAUGUUGGAGAUCUAGGCAAUAUCCAGGCAAACGCUCAAGGAGAAGCAAGCGUAAACAUUAAGGAUUCGAUUAUUUCGCUUAGCGGACCGAACAAUGUUCUGGGACGAGCGAUAGUUGUUCAUUCCGGCGAGGAUGAUCUGGGAAGAGGUAGCAGUCCACUUUCUGCGACCACCGGUAACUCGGGAGAUCGUUGGAUUCUUACGGAAUAUCGACGAAAGAGAAGUUACAGCAUGGCAGGGCUAUCGGAUUAUAAUAAUAUGGCUUAUUAA
Molecule: messenger RNA, 570 nt
Organism: Megachile rotundata (alfalfa leafcutting bee)
Lineage: Eukaryota; Metazoa; Arthropoda; Insecta; Hymenoptera; Megachilidae
Biological process (GO): superoxide metabolic process
Molecular function (GO): copper ion binding
Source: RefSeq, a predicted model, not a curated record